GCUUUUGCGUUGUUUUCUGCGCGGGGAGACGGGGGCGGGGGUGGUGGUGGUGGUGGUGGUGCUGCUGCAGGUACUGGAGGUACUGGUGGUACUGGUGCUGGGGGCGCAGGCACGCCAACACACGAGGAUGGCGCGGUCACGCCGGAUCCGGAUCCCACGCCCCGCGCCGUGAAGACUGGAUAGUCGCCGCGGGGCCGGGGCGGGGGGAUCGCAUAGCAUAGCACAGCAUGGCACUGGGCAGGAAGGCGUGUUGAGGCGGUUGUUGGAUGGGGACUCGUUGGAUGGGUGGGCGUGCGAGUCCGCGAGACGCACGCACGCAGACUGAUUGACUAGACGGGACGCGACGGGACGGGACCGGGGGAGUGUGGACCGGGGGAGUGUGGGUGUUUCAAUGGUAGUGCACCGAAACAUGCAUGGCUUGUUUAUUUGUUUCCUUCUAAGCUUAUGUACGACAUGUCUUCUUCUUCUUCUCUUCUCUUCUCUUCCGUAUCUUUACUUGUCUUCUCUUCCGUGCUUCUUUUUCUACUUUUCUUCUCUUCAUGUCUUCUGUUCACCUCUUCUCUUCGUGUCUUUCUGCGCGUCUUUCCGCGCGUCUUCUACGCUGUCUACUUUGUCUGUACACGCUGCACAUGGAUUGCGUUUUCAGCGGCAAAAGGAUCGUGUACGCUCGCUUUUCGAGGGGUGGGGUUGGUGUGGCGACGGGGGUGUGUGUAUAGUGCGUGUGUAGUGUAGAGUAGCAGAUGGAAGAUUCCAAAUAGGUAUAUGGAGGUAUAUGGAGGUAUAUGAUAUGGAGCGGGGUUGUCAAUGUAUUCAUCACUCGUC
Boeremia exigua is the source of this 822-nucleotide messenger RNA. RefSeq lists its product as uncharacterized. The transcript has a single exon. The coding region runs from base 392 to 727 and encodes 111 amino acids. NCBI's taxonomy places the organism in Eukaryota, Fungi, Ascomycota, Dothideomycetes, Pleosporales, Didymellaceae. The record is from RefSeq and is a predicted model, not a curated record.